Molecule: messenger RNA, 537 nt
Organism: Suillus paluster
Lineage: Eukaryota; Fungi; Basidiomycota; Agaricomycetes; Boletales; Suillaceae
Exons: 3
Coding region: 1-537 (178 amino acids)
Source: RefSeq, a predicted model, not a curated record
AUGACAGGUCACCCUCUGUCAAAGUGCAACCUUUGUGCAAAGGUAUCAGAGCUGAGCAAGAAGCUGAAGGAAAAGAAAAGGCUCACUGGGAAAGAUUUGGAACUAGAGAAAAAUUGGAUUGAAUGUUUUCUCACUCAUCAUCCAGAAAUCAAGUUAGGAUGCCCCACAGGCAUUGAUCCAAAGCAGAUGCAGAUGUUCAACUUCACGACUGUGAAUCACCACUUUAAACUCCUCGUCAACUUCUUGAAAUCCAAGGGCAUCCCCUGGGAGAAUGUGUAUAACAUGGAUGAAAAGGAGAUCCAGCUUGGAGGGGGAAGGAAAUGCAAUAACACAAAUGGCACCAGUUUGAAGCCUGGCUUUGUAUUUUCUGGGUCAGACAUAUACCCUGAAUAUUAUGAGGAAGAUGGAAUCAUAGUGGCAACAUCUGAAAAUGGUUGGACCAGUGACUUCAUUGGCACUGAGUGGUUCAUCAAGAGUUUUGUGCCACAAGCCAAAGCAUGGAAUUCAUCUGGAUCAACCAAUCCUCCUCAUAUAUGA